GCCAUUUGUAAGGUAAAUGUUGAUCGACAACUGCUUAGGGUGGUGAAGCGCAAGCGAAACAUAUUUUUAUAAAUAGUGCACCUGUAUGUACUGUCUGUGUGUUCAAAACAAACAUCAUUAUUAUGUACGAUAAUGAAGAUGAUCAGUAUGAAGAAGAAGACGUUGAGGAAAUAUCUUCGGAAUUGUGGCAAGAAGCGUGUUGGAUUGUCAUCAACGCUUACUUCGAUGAAAAAGGUUUGGUGCGGCAGCAGUUGGAUAGUUUUGAUGAAUUCAUACAGAUGUCUGUGCAGCGAAUAGUCGAAGAUUCACCACCCAUAGACCUACAAGCUGAAGCUCAACAUUCAUCAGGUGAAAUCGAGGUCCCACCGCGAUAUCUUCUCAAAUUUGACCAAAUUUACUUGUCUAAACCUACUCACUGGGAAAAAGAUGGUGCACCAUCUCCUAUGAUGCCCAAUGAAGCACGCUUAAGAAAUCUAACAUACUCUGCACCUCUUUAUGUUGAUAUAACAAAAACUAUUGUGAAAGUAAAUGAAGAUCCAAUUGAAACCCAACAUCAAAAAACAUUCAUUGGAAAAAUUCCCAUUAUGCUUCGAUCUACUUAUUGCUUACUAAGCAACUUGACUGACAGAGAUUUAACAGAAUUGAAUGAAUGUCCUCUAGAUCCUGGUGGUUACUUUAUUAUAAAUGGCUCUGAAAAAGUAUUGAUUGCCCAAGAAAAGAUGGCCACUAAUACUGUCUAUGUAUUUAGCAUGAAAGAUGGAAAAUAUGCUUACAAAACUGAAAUAAGAUCUUGUUUGGAGCACAGUUCGAGACCUACAUCAACUUUAUGGGUAAACAUGAUGGCUAGGGGAGGACAAAGUAUUAAAAAAUCUGCUAUUGGUCAGAGAAUUAUAGCUAUUGUUCCUUAUAUUAAACAAGAAAUCCCCAUCAUGAUUGUCUUCCGAGCUCUUGGUUUUGUAGCAGAUAGAGAUAUAUUGGAGCAUAUUAUUUAUGAUUUUGAUGAUCCUGAAAUGAUGGAGAUGGUAAAACCAUCUCUUGAUGAAGCUUUUGUUAUUCAAGAGCAGAAUGUAGCUCUCAAUUUUAUUGGAGCCCGUGGUGCAAGACCAGGUGUCACUAAGGAAAAAAGAAUUAAAUAUGCAAGAGAAAUCUUACAAAAAGAAAUGUUACCACAUGUGGGAGUUUCUGAUUUUUGUGAAACGAAAAAGACUUACUUUUUAGGUUACAUGGUACACAGAUUACUACUUGCUGCAUUAGGACGCCGUGAAUUAGAUGACAGAGAUCACUAUGGCAAUAAGAGACUUGAUUUGGCUGGACCUUUAUUAGCUUUUCUCUUUAGAGGACUGUUCAAAAAUUUGCUGAAAGAAGUUAGAAUGUAUGCACAAAAGUUUAUUGAUAGAGGAAAAGACUUUAAUUUAGAGUUGGCCAUCAAGACGAAAAUUAUUACAGAUGGUCUUAGAUAUUCCCUGGCUACUGGCAACUGGGGAGAUCAGAAGAAAGCUCAUCAAGCUAGAGCUGGUGUAUCUCAAGUAUUAAAUAGAUUGACUUUUGCUUCAACCUUAUCACAUUUACGUCGUGUUAACUCUCCCAUUGGGCGUGAUGGAAAAUUAGCUAAGCCACGUCAAUUACAUAACACAUUGUGGGGAAUGAUUUGUCCGGCUGAGACACCCGAAGGUGCUGCAGUAGGCCUUGUAAAGAAUUUAGCUUUGAUGGCUUAUAUAUCUGUCGGAAGUCAACCAUCUCCAAUUUUAGAGUUUUUGGAGGAAUGGUCAAUGGAAAAUUUGGAGGAAAUAGCACCAUCUGCAAUUGCUGAUGCUACUAAAAUAUUUGUAAAUGGUUGUUGGGUAGGAAUUCACCGUGACCCAGAACAGUUGAUGGCUACUUUACGUAAACUUAGACGCCAAAUGGACAUCAUUGUAUCAGAAGUAAGUAUGAUUCGUGAUAUUAGGGACAGAGAAAUCAGGAUUUACACAGAUGCAGGGCGUAUUUGUCGUCCAUUAUUGAUUGUUGAAAAUGGGGCUUUGUUAUUGAAAAAGAAACAUAUUGACAAUCUUAAAGAAAGGGAUUACAAUAAUUAUGGGUGGCAGAAUUUAGUAGCAAGUGGUGUAGUGGAAUACAUUGAUACCUUGGAAGAAGAAACUGUAAUGAUUGCCAUGAGCCCUGAUGAUUUAGCACAGAACAAAGAGUAUGCCUAUUGUACCACCUAUACACAUUGUGAAAUUCAUCCUGCUAUGAUAUUAGGUGUUUGUGCUUCAAUUAUUCCAUUCCCUGAUCACAAUCAAAGCCCCAGAAAUACCUAUCAAAGUGCUAUGGGUAAACAAGCCAUGGGAGUUUACAUAACCAACUUCCAUGUAAGAAUGGACACUCUUGCUCAUGUACUGUAUUAUCCUCACAAGCCUCUUGUUACUACUCGUUCAAUGGAAUAUUUAAGGUUCAGAGAAUUACCUGCUGGCAUUAACUCAAUAGUUGCUAUUUUAUGUUACACUGGAUAUAAUCAAGAAGACAGUGUCAUUUUGAAUGCUUCAGCAGUUGAGAGAGGUUUCUUCCGGUCUGUAUUUUACCGUUCAUACAAAGAUUCGGAAUCUAAAAGAAUUGGAGAUCAAGAAGAACAAUUUGAGAAACCAACAAGACAAACUUGUCAAGGUAUGAGAAAUGCUUUAUAUGACAAACUGGAUGACGAUGGUAUAAUCGCUCCAGGGAUUCGUGUGUCUGGUGAUGAUGUAGUAAUAGGCAAAACAAUCACUUUGCCAGAAAAUGAUGAUGAGCUUGAAGGGACAUCCAGACGAUACAGUAAGAGAGAUGCCUCUACUUUCUUACGUAACAGUGAGACUGGUAUUGUUGAUCAAGUUAUGCUGACACUAAAUAGCGAGGGUUACAAAUUCUGUAAAAUUCGUGUGAGAUCUGUUCGUAUUCCACAAAUUGGUGACAAAUUUGCUUCCCGCCAUGGUCAAAAAGGUACCUGUGGUAUUCAAUACAGACAAGAAGAUAUGCCUUUUACUUGUGAAGGCUUAACUCCAGACAUUAUCAUCAAUCCCCAUGCUAUCCCAUCCCGUAUGACAAUUGGUCACUUGAUUGAAUGUAUUCAAGGGAAGGUAUCAUCAAACAAAGGUGAAAUUGGUGAUGCUACUCCAUUUAAUGAUGCAGUAAACGUGCAAAAAAUCUCAUCACUGUUACAAGAAUAUGGCUAUCAUUUACGUGGCAAUGAAGUUAUGUAUAAUGGGCAUACAGGCAGAAAGAUUAACGCUCAAGUAUUUCUUGGCCCGACAUAUUAUCAACGUCUAAAACAUAUGGUAGAUGACAAAAUUCACUCCAGAGCUAGAGGGCCAGUGCAGAUUUUGGUUCGUCAACCUAUGGAGGGCAGGGCCAGGGAUGGCGGACUACGUUUCGGUGAGAUGGAACGUGAUUGCCAAAUUGCUCAUGGUGCUGCCCAAUUUCUGCGAGAAAGACUGUUUGAAGUCUCAGAUCCUUACAGAAUACAUGUUUGUAAUUUCUGCGGAUUGAUAGCAAUAGCCAACCUGAGAAAUAAUACAUUUGAAUGCAAAGGCUGUAAAAACAAAACUCAAAUAUCUCAAAUUCGUCUCCCAUAUGCUGCAAAAUUACUAUUCCAGGAAUUAAUGUCUAUGAAUAUCGCGCCAAGAUUAAUGGUAGUGAGUUAAGUAUAAUUUCUUUAUUAUAAUGUAUUGUGUUAGCUGUAGUUAUGAUUAUUUCAUUUUUUGGUUCAAAUCAAUAAAAUUUUCAAACACUU
This is a messenger RNA of Diatraea saccharalis (sugarcane borer), 3742 nucleotides long. Lineage: Eukaryota; Metazoa; Arthropoda; Insecta; Lepidoptera; Crambidae. The record is from the annotation of a GenBank genome assembly.